This is a messenger RNA of Coprinopsis cinerea okayama7#130, 3090 nucleotides long. RefSeq lists its product as hypothetical. The record is from RefSeq and is a predicted model, not a curated record. NCBI's taxonomy places the organism in Eukaryota, Fungi, Basidiomycota, Agaricomycetes, Agaricales, Psathyrellaceae. The coding region runs from base 1 to 3090 and encodes 1029 amino acids. The transcript is spliced from 5 exons.
AUGCCUCCUCAUCCAGUUUCGAAUUCGGGGGAUAAUGCCGAAUACAAGCCCCUCCCCAAUCCACACAGCGCAAACCCGCACAGCUCAAGCCCACCACCACCGCCAAAUGUACCCCCCAAACUAUCCCAGGAACCAACCGGCCCACCCCAGAAACACAGCGGCACGCUGCGUACAAUACCAAUCUACACAACCGCUCAACCAACAGGCACCAAAGGCAUAACCCGCCCCACAGCCCAACGGCUCUCACUCAGCAUCUCGCUCGCCCCACUCGUCAACUCCCGAAGCAUCCUCUUCCGGAUCCAAACCGACUUGGGGCCAGGUGUGGGGAGCUACGGCGAGCUCUCCUCAGGAUACUCGUCCACAUCCUCCGACACUUCACUAUGGACGCUCAGCGCCGCGUCUGGUUCAGCGUCUACACCUUCAGCCGUUCAACAUCUCGGAGCUGAGAAGGUCGCUACUGUGGUAGAAAGGGACGAGGACGGGAAUGCUUUUGAGGGUGCAAUGCACGGUACCGUUGAGGAUUCGACGCACCACACCCAGUUCGACGACCAAUACAUCUUCGACGACCUAGCGUCAGGCAUCUCCCUAGCGAGCGUCUACAGCCAAGACUCCUUCGUCGACCCGUCCACCCCAUCCUCUCCUUCCAUCCCUCCAAAUCCUAUCACCCAAGCUCCAGAAUCCCAAAACGACGACUCGAACCUCACAGCCAGUCUCACGCUUCCUGACAAUACGGAGGCACCCACACCCACAAUUUCUGUCCCAACAGAACCGUCCACCACACACCCUUCGAACCACUCAUCGACGACCACAACCGCGACAGCAGCUGCAUCCUCGGCUUCUGUCCCACCUCCAGACUCUCCACUGCUGCUCCCGCGCCGCUCAACCUCCUCCAACCCCCUCGGGAUUCACGCAGACCCCCGACGUUACGCUAUCGCGUUCAGCCCAACUGUCGACUGGGAUUGGGAGGAGGUUGUCGCUGGUAUGGUGUCUCCCCCAUCUGAGGGAGUGGCGGGUGCCGAGGUCAUAGGACGUGGAGGAGUCGUUGGACGUAGCGUCGCGGGACGGGAAGGGGCUCGAAGUGUGGUGGGGAGAGCAGGAACGAGAAGGCUGCCGGGGGAAGAAGACACCCCGGGAGCACGAGGAGGAGGUGCUUGGGGUAUACUAGGCCAAGAAUCGACGAACGAGCUACCAUCCACACUCUGGGCCAACUCGGAUGCCGGAGGGAAACUAAUCUCCUCCAUAAUCGACUACCAGCCCUUCUUCAUCGACGCCGACCCCUUCGCGUCAUACCACCCAAUCUCCCGACCGCACUCGCACGCCGAGUCCCACAUCUCUAAGUCUUCGUCGUCAGCACCCGAAAGAUCAUCCCGCUCAGAAGAAAUGCAACCUCAGGUUCAAACUCAGGACUCACUACAAGACUCGAAGCAGCCAUUCCCUGAGAGGAAAUCAUCCGAAUUGUCCUCCAGCAAUACGACCGCUACAGCCUCAACCUCUGCCUCGGCAUGGAAACCACCCACCAACACCAGCACCCUCGACUUCGACUACGACGCCCUCGCUCAAAGAUUCCCAAUCGGGCUCGGCGCACCACGUCGAAUCAGUAGCAUCCAGAUCAUCUUCACAAACCCAACUCCCUUCAACCUCAACCAACCACCCUCCCUCCAACGAUACCCUUCCGUCCCAACCCUCCUCUCCAUCCUCAUCCUCAUCGCCAACCACCUCUCAAACCCCCUCCAAACACACUCUAGCGAUCAAAAACCGCCUCUCCAAACAGCGCGACCGAAAGGUCUCAAGUCCAACAACGACCCGAGCCCGAACCCGACUCGCUCGCCCAAUCCGACCAUCAAGUCCACUCACACCACGCAGCCCAGCUACUACUACUACAACAAUGACAACAACGACGCGCUUACGGCGUCCUACAACGCUCAAGCCCUCCUCUUCAACCGCGAAAUCCUCCUCAUCGCGAACGACAGCCAAGCCCUCCUCGAGACCCGCACGAUGCUCUCCCGGCUCUCACUCGAUCCCUCCAAACUUCGAGGGCGCAUGGCAGGCCGAUUCGAGGAGGCUAUCCCAGAGGUUCCCGAAGUGCCAGAGUUGCCGCCUGUCUUACCCGAAAUACCCAGGCUAUCAUCGGAAGGGGACGCUGCCUCUCCAGAGUCGGAAAUCAAUUUGAAGGUGGAUGAGGUAAAACCCGGCCACGAGCAAGUGAGAGGAGCUACUAGUAUGACUUUAAGCGACACCCAACACCUCCCCUCUCUCGACUUUUCGCCUAUCCGGUUGUCGAUGCCCACACCCGUCUCCGUCUCCCAACCUGGUCAAAAUGCUCAGGCUGGUCAGACGGAGGCGCAGGGGAUUCCAUUUCCACGAACACCCCAUCCCACGAGCUCUACUUCCACCUCCACUUCCGAGGCCCAAAUCCCCUUCCCCUCGAAAGACGACAUCACCCUCUCUCGUUCCACUGAACCAGGCCGCGCACGGUCCACAACUUUCCACGGUGAUCGACCACCUACGAUAACCACCCUGCACAACAACAACAAUAACAACUCAUUAACCGAAUCGAAAUCUCGGGUAGAGGGUACACUCAACGAGGUAGCAGCAGAACCUGACGCACCCUCCAGACCCGCAGCCCUCGAACGAAUCUGCAGCCUCCGCCUCUCCGCUCCUCCCACCCCUCGACACGCACACACCCGUACGCGUACACGGUCGCGUACCACCUCGGGCGAUGCCGUCAACUUUGAAGAACCACCUCUACCCACCAAUCUAAACGGGAACCAAGAAGAAAACACAAACGCCAACCCCAACCUCAACGCACCAGUACCAGUACCAGCACCCCGCAAAAGAACCCACAAACGCUACGCAUCCUCACCAGCCGUACCCACAUUCCGGCUCAUACCCAACUUCAAAGCUUCCCAACGGGACUCAUGGGCUAAAUUCGGUCGGGAUGGGGAUAAUGAGGAUGAUGACGUCCCGCCUCCGCUGCCUAGCGGGAGUAAGUGGCUGAAGGAACUUCGGAACGGCGGUGGUGGUACUGGCCGUCUGCCUACUUCGUUGGCUGGGAAGCUGUCUGGAGGGGAGAAGGGAGGGUCCGGGUAA